This is a messenger RNA of Lotus japonicus, 1000 nucleotides long. RefSeq lists its product as uncharacterized. The record is from RefSeq and is a predicted model, not a curated record. NCBI's taxonomy places the organism in Eukaryota, Viridiplantae, Streptophyta, Magnoliopsida, Fabales, Fabaceae. The coding region runs from base 153 to 647 and encodes 164 amino acids. The transcript is spliced from 2 exons.
AUUUAUUUACUUACCAUUUUUCUUUUUGGUAAAUAAAGAAAGGGAAAGGAAAGAGAAACAGAAGAAGAAGAAGAAGAAGAAAGAGAAGAAGAAGAGAAUUCCCAAAAUUUUCAAAAUCUUUGGGAAUUCAUCAUCAUCAUCGAUUCGCUUCAAUGGCGGGUGGUAGGGUUUCCAUUUUGUCAUGGAUUCUCUUUCUCGCUAUCGCCACCGUGCCGUUGACGUCUUCGGCGGCCAAUUCAACGACGAUAUACGAGGAGCUCAAAGCGCAGGGGCUACCGGUGGGGCUUCUUCCGAAGGGGAUAACGAAGUAUGAAAUUAACGGAACCAGUGGUGAGUUCGUGGUGUGGAUGGAGGAAGCGUGCAACGCCAAGUUUGAGAACGAGGUGCACUACGAUUCCAACAUCAAGGGCACCCUCGGUUUCGGAUGGAUCAAGGGGUUGACCGGUAUGACUGCUCAGGAUCUCUUCCUGUGGUUUCCUGUGAAGGGGAUUCGAGUUGAUGUGCCGAGUUCUGGGAUCAUACACUUCGAUGUUGGUGUCGCUGAUAAGCAAUUCUCUUUGUCCCUCUUUGAAGAUCCUCCUGAUUGCAACCCCCAGGCUAAUGUUGAUGGUGAUGGUGAUGAUGAUGUGUUGAGGGCUGCUUGGUAGAAGAGAGAAGCAUGUUGCUGCAUUUCAGAUUACAUAUCAAUCAGCCUAUCUGUGGCUGUGGUUGGUCUUGUUGUAUUUUUUCUGUACAGUCACAGUCUUUUUCUUUUCUGCUUGGAUUGAAUCAAUCGCCUGUGUCGAGGGACAAAGGACGACAAUUUUGGUGGUAGCAACACUCGUUUCUGCAAAACCUGUGUUAGAAAGAGAGGAAUGUUGGUUGGUUUUGCUGAUGAUGAUCUGUGUAAUACUCAGGUUCUAUUAUCUGUGUUUUGGUCUUUUCAUUUUUGUAUGCAAGUUUUUCAACCUUGUGUUGUGUAGACCAAACUAUUUUAAUAAAAUUCAGCAUAGUAUGUCCA